This is a messenger RNA of Urocitellus parryii (Arctic ground squirrel), 695 nucleotides long. The record is from RefSeq and is a predicted model, not a curated record. Lineage: Eukaryota; Metazoa; Chordata; Mammalia; Rodentia; Sciuridae.
CGGAUGGCGUGGUCACGUGGCCGGGGCGUGCCCGCCGGUUGUGGCCAUGGCGGCCGCAGUCUCCACUGUGGUGAGGCGAGUGGAGGAGCUGGGGGACCUGGCUCAAGCCCACAUACAGCAACUUAGUGAAGCCGCGGGUGAAGACGAUCACUUUUUAAUUCGGGCCUCGGCAGCUCUGGAAAAACUGAAACUUUUAUGUGGAGAAGAGAAAGAAUGUUCAAAUCCAUCAAAUCUUCUAGAACUUUAUACACAGGCUAUUUUGGACAUGACAUAUUUUGAGGAGAAUAAGCUAGUAGAUGAAGAUUUUCCUGAAGACUCUUCUUCCCAGAAAGUAAAAGAACUAAUCAGUUUUCUUUCAGAACCAGAAAUUUUAGUUAAAGAAAAUAAUAUGCAUCCAAAAAUUGAAAGAGGGAAGUAUGAGAGCUUACCACUGCAGACCAACAUGACACUUUGUGAUUUGCUUGGGGAUGAGCUACUUGAAUGUCUCUCUUGGAGACGAGGAGCCCUACUGUAUAUGUAUUGUCAUUCUCUGACCAAAAGAAGAGAGUGGCUCUUGAAAAAAUCUAGUUUGCUUAAAAAGUACCUUGUUGAUGGAAUCAAUUACUUACUACAAAUGCUAAAUUAUCGGUGUCCUAUCCAGUUAAAUGAAGGAGUUUCUUUUCAAGACUUAGACACAGCUAAAUUACUGAGUGCAG